AUGCAUCAGGGUCAAAUCCCACAGACGAACGACGCGGCAUCGGACCAAAAUGUCAUGAUCCCGUUAGCCGAAGAUGGCGCCGUGGAGGUGGCAGCGCAGAAUGUCGACGAGGCUGAAGUACCGAUUUCGAAAGGAGAACCAGGGUCACCUGAGCCGGACGACAUCGAAUACCGUUACUUGACCUUCGAAACAGACAUCCCGCUGAAGCCCGUCCUUCCGCCCGAUAACAAGGCUGAAAUGCCACCAUGCCCAAACCUCAAGGACUACGACAACCCUCUUGCGUGGUCGCUGACACGGAAGAAACUCAUGACAUACCUAUCGUGCUCAGUCAACAUCGCAGCCGCCUAUUCCGCCGGGUCUUAUGCCUCGCCAACACUCCAACUGACGAGGAAAUGGGGCAUCUCUGCCGUGGCAUACAAAACGGGCAUCACUAUCUUCACAGUAGGGUUUGGGAUCGCCCCGAUGAUACUGGCCCCCUUCUCCGAGAUCAAUGGCCGCAGACCUGUAUUCGUAGUCACAGGCCUCCUUUUCGUUAUAUGUCAGAUAUGCUGCGCGGUGACCGACUCAUUUGCAGGAAUGUUGUUGGCCAGAUUAUUCCUCGGAGUCGGAGGAUCUACCUUUUCGACCAUGGUCGGCGGAAUUCUGGCCGACAUCUGGCUUACCGCGGAUCGUAACUGGGCAAUGGUGCUCUUCACGGGCGCCACACUCUUCGGCACUGGCCUCGGCCCAUUGGUGAGCGGCUUCGUGGCACAGCGCCUUCUGUGGCGGUGGGUAUUUUGGAUCCAGGUGAUGACCAGCGGCACGCUGGUAGCGCUGGUGACGGUCUUCUUUAAAGAGACCCGCGGCAGCAUCAUCCUCAGCCGCAAGGCAAAGAUGCUGAACAAGUGGUAUGAGAAGCUCGAAGAAGCUGGCGCUCUCGGCAUGGAGGUAGACAGCACAGAUCCGGAGAAAAGGAGGAACAGAACAUGCCGCAUCCGAUGGAAGGUCAAAGCCGAUGAAGAGAGAGCCUCGCUGGGCAAGAUGAUCGUCGUCUCGCUGUACAGGCCGAUAACGAUGCUGUUCACCGAGCCUGUGGUUUUCUGGUUCAGUCUAUGGAUCGCCUUCUCCUGGGCGGUGCUUUACCUACAGUUCGGAUCCAUUCCCCUCGUCUUCGAAGUCAGCUAUGGGUUUUCUCUUGAGCAUACUGGACUGGUGUUCAUAUCAAUGUGUGUCGGGGCGAUCAUUUCUACCAUCCUGAGCAUCUGGCAGGAAAGAUGGGCUGCUAAGCAUUACCCUGCGAAGGUCAACGGUAGUCCAGAGGGACGACUUAUGUUCACCUGCAUCGAAUCGGCACUGAUGCCUAUUGGACUCUUCUGGUUCGGCUGGACAUGCUAUCCGUCCAUACAUUGGAUCGUGCCAACCAUUGCUGUGGGCGUAGCAACCAUGGGCAUCUUCAGCAUCUUCCUGGCAACCUUCAACUAUACCGCUGAUUGCUACCAUAUCUAUGCAAGCUCAGCGCUAGCUGCCUCGGGCCUCUGCCGGAACUUGCUAGGCGGCUCCUUCCCACUAGUGACGAAUCAAUUGUUCACGAACUUGGGGUUUCAGGCUGCAAGCAGUUUGCUAGGUGGCAUUGGCUUGGCCUUGACCCUGGUACCUUGGGUGCUGGUGCUCUAUGGACCGAAGAUCCGAGCUAGGAGCAAGAUCGCGAGUUCAUUUACAUGA
Molecule: messenger RNA, 1701 nt
Organism: Cladophialophora carrionii CBS 160.54
Lineage: Eukaryota; Fungi; Ascomycota; Eurotiomycetes; Chaetothyriales; Herpotrichiellaceae
Exons: 1
Coding region: 1-1701 (566 amino acids)
Biological process (GO): transmembrane transport
Molecular function (GO): transmembrane transporter activity
Source: RefSeq, a predicted model, not a curated record